This is a messenger RNA of Theileria orientalis strain Shintoku, 5799 nucleotides long. RefSeq lists its product as hypothetical. Lineage: Eukaryota; Apicomplexa; Aconoidasida; Piroplasmida; Theileriidae. Bases 1 to 5799 code for a protein of 1932 amino acids. Gene Ontology annotation, biological process: vacuolar acidification. The record is from RefSeq and is a predicted model, not a curated record. The transcript has a single exon. Gene Ontology annotation, cellular component: RAVE complex.
AUGAGACAUAUUUCAUACAUUCGUAAAAUAUUGAGGCCUGCAUACGGGUCUAAAGAAGAUAGCUGUACAAUAGAUGUGUUGGAUUUCGCAACUUUAUCCGUAGGAAGAAAAAAUUCCACUACACCCUGGUCUGCCACGGACAAUUUGACAAUAGUGGCCUCUAUACUCAGAAGUAAGAGCAAAAGCAGCGACGAUGAGGAGCCGAUAAAUACCACACUGCUGGUUUUCUGGCUGGAGAGGUACGACGCGGUGGUGAAGGACCUGCUUCUGAGCGAGACGGCGCAGCGGAAGAAUCUCGGCUUCGUGAGCACGCAGAGCUCGGACAGGACCUCUAAAACGAUACUGAAGGGGGAGUUGUGGUCGCUGUGCCACCAUAACUCAGUGAUAAGCGCGAGCUGGAAGAAAAAUCGCAACGCGCCGACGCCAGUGCACAAGCUGUUCCUGGUGACCUUGACGAAGAAGUACAUGGCGUACAUAUGGCGCUUCAACGAGAUGAAGGACUCGUUCGAGAUCUGCAUCCAGAUAGCGCUGCAAAACGUCAACUACGACCUGAACUUCCAGUGCCUGUGGAUGAACAUAGAGAGCGAGGUGCUGGACUACAACUUCAGCAGCAGAGCAUUCAUAAUCUUCUACAACACGACCACGGCGAGCCACUACAGCAUCGUGACGAACGAGCAGGACAGCAUGGCGAGGCCGGACCUGAAUCUGAACGUGGAGGAGGACGUGCGACACAGUUACCUGUGCGACUACUUCAAUAGCAUGGACCUGAAGACGGACGUGGAAGAAUGCCUCUGGGAGACUGACCACGAGGACAAGGAGGACGAAGAAGAAGAAGAGUCGACAGGAGCCUCGCAGGACGAGAACAUCGUGUUUGGAAGGUACGACGACUACGCACAGUACUUUGAAAUCUACGGAAUCGACGGCCUGUACAACUACCAGCUGGCAGUGACGAGCGAGUACAUCCUGGGAAGCAACGAGAUAACAAUGCCGAUCAAAAUCAAGUCGAUCGAGUCAGUGGUGAUGUGCAAUCACACAUUCGAGACGGGGCUGGUGACGCUGUACACGAGCGAGACGCUGAGGCCGAACAAGAUAACGACGAAGUUCCCGAUCAGCGUGAGCAAGUGGAUCACGCUCAAGUCGACGAACCUGAGUAACUUCUACAGCGCAAUGAGCAACAAGGAGAGCAGUCUGACGGGCUCGGACGUGGGAAGCGACAACACGACGGCGAAGGAGGAGGAGAGCGGCUACAACGACGUCCUGGACGAGCUGAUAGGGAUGCAGAUAUCGAAGGGACUCAACAAGAUAAUACCGCCGAUAAACCUGAACGUGCUUAACGAGAACGACGUGACGAUAAACCUGCUGCUCUCGCCGUACGACCUGUUUCUGAAGGACGAACACAUAAAGGAGUCGGUGGACAACAUAGUGGGCCUGGUGAUAAGGUACAUGUUCCACCCGAGCACGCCGCUGUACCUGAAGGUCAACGAGCAGUUCGUGUACAUCGAAAACUACUUCAUCAGCAAAAUCAAGAGCAGCAAAAAGGUAAAAAACGUGAAGGUGUUCAGCGACAAGGACGAGACGCUGUACAUAAUUCACUCAUUCAGCGGGAAGCUGAGCGCCCUGACGAGCAAGAAGCACGACCCGAACGACAUAACCUACCACAAGAUACACAACCUGCGCUUCGUGUCGACGUUCCAGGUGGUCGAGUACCACCACCAGCUGUACUUCAUAGUGUUCAGCCCGCACGGGCUGGAGUCGCAGAGAGAUUACGGGAACCCGGAGAGCGCAAGAGCCCAGGAGGACGGUCGUGGCACGGUUGGGGAGGACGGGUUGUACAACUGCGGUUUCUACAAAUGGGAAAACUACAAGUUGAACAUGAAGGGGCAGUGGCUGUUUAAAUCGCCGAAUGUGCAGCCGGGUAAGCAUUUUAGUUGUUACGGCGAGUCAGUACAAAUGUCAGGCACUUAUAAAAAUGUUGGUUCGCGUCACUCUCCUACACUUAAACCGAUUGACAGGCUAAAUGUUAGUAGCACAACUCGGGUCGAGACUGCAGCAACACAGUAUUCAAGUAGUAUAAAGCGCCCACCCUAUGAUCACAACGCACCAGAAACACCAGGGCAAUCGAAUUUUGAUAAGUGUAGCCCUGAUAAGGGGGAAGAAAGAGCAAGUCAGUUUAGUGACGAUGACCCAUACAUGAAGUAUGGCAACAGUGUUGCGUCAGACCGUAGAAUUGGAAGGCAAACGUCGCCGCAAAACGGUGUGAGUCGCCAGUACAACAGGUCGGGAGAGGAUCGGCGGUACAUGGGCUCAAGUUGGAGUGAUCACCAGGAUGAUCAAGUAGCGGACGCAGUGUUGCAGUUCAAAAAAUGGUGCGACUCGAACUACUUCUGUUUGCUGUCUAAAUUUAAGUUGAUAACGGAGUUCGAAGAAGAGGAAAGAUGCGACGAGAGUGAAGAGAGUGGCGCUGAAGAUGUAAUAUACCUGUACCUGAUCAGAAGGCACAAAAUCGUUAAGUGGAUGGAGAUAAAGGAGAGCUACUACUACGACUUUCUCACAAAAAAUAAGUACUUUUUGGAAAACCACGAAGAUAGAAAGGAGUACGUGCUGGGAGACCUGAAGAUACUGAUCAAGGGAAGGAGGGUGAGCGAGGAGUUGUCGGAAAGCGAAAGGAUGCUUCUGGCCGAGGAAAGUGAGGUGCUGGACGAGCUGCCGCUGUUCAUGGGAUGCCACUUCAAGAACAAGAUGUACCCAGUGUACCACCCGGAGACCGUGCUUACGAUAUACAAGCUGGGGCUGAACAACAUCGCGUCGAAGCUGAUCAACAUGCUGGUCUUCGUGUACAGAAAGACGCUGAACCAGUUGAACAACGAAGUGUACUGCAUCAACGCGGACCCGUACGACAGCAGCUCAGCAGAUUCGAGAGAAAGAGUGGACGCUGAGGAAAUGGGAGAGUACGGAGUGAGCAGCUGCAACUGUAUAAUAUUUAAGACGCUGAGCCUGAAGCUUUUCUGCAAGUUCAACAGGUUCUUCUUCGACUACGUAGUGAAGAGCCUGUACACGACGAGCACGCACACGUCGCACAUAGGCUUCAGCCCAAUCACUAACAUAUACGCGGAGGACAAGGAAGUGGACGAGGCGAAGAAGAAAAAUAUAUUGUACGACUACGUGGUCGACGACGAGUUCAACGAGUACUUCAACGAGUACUCGAACUUUAAGCAGGACGAUGAGCUGCUGGUGAAGGAGCUGAUCGUGUACCUGCAGGUGAUAAGACUGAUAGGACUGACGUGGUAUGAGCAGUACCAACUGAUAAACGUGCUCAUCAAGUACACGGCGAAAGGAGAAAACCUGCUUAUCUUUAACACGGACAGCGACAUGGACAGCUUCGUGGGAACGGUGGGCACGAGUGACGAGGAGGACGACGAAAACGAGGAGAGCUGCAACCUGUGCGUAAACUCGAAGGUGGUGCUGAAGAUGGGAAUGGAGCAGACGUCGAAUAAGCUGGGGGCGGACAACAACGUCCUGAGCGCACUUAUGUUGUAUAUGGCGUCGACGUCAGGGGGGUCGUCGUACUAUAACACGAACAGGAGCGCGGCGGAGCUGGAAGCAGUGUUCCUGAACAAGUACAAGGAGUACCUGAGAACGAAGUACGACGAAAAGAGGCAGUUGUUGAGAAAUAACCCGCUGAUGUCGAGUGGAGAAGAAGAGGACGAGGAGGACAACAGUCUUAUAUGGCUGCUCCUAAUCAAAAACGACCACCACCUGUUCGUGGAGCUAAACGAGUACCACAAGAAGGAGCUGGAGCCGCUGGGAGGAAAGAACGAGGAGCACAAGGUGGACUACAUGGAGUACCUGGACGAAGUGAAGGUGGGCUACUGGAUAAAGAACAAGGAGACGUAUAAGCUGCUCUUCGAAGAGGUGGAAAAGUACUUCAGGCUCAAGGUGAAGAGCUACAAGAACAUCGAGGACUUUGACCAGUUCGGCUUAUACCUGAUGCUGCAGGGCAAGGUGAAGAUAUACAGCAUGCUGCUGAAGACGAAGGGCUUCGAAAAAUUCGCAAACUUCCUGACCAACGACUUCAGCCUCGAGAGGUGGAAGGACGCGUCGGUGAAAAACGCGUUCGCACUGAUAUCGCAGAGAAGGUACCUGCUCUCCUCAGCAAUGCUUAUCCUGGCGAACAGAGUGCAGGACGCAAUCGACGUGAUUCACCAGUACCUGGGAAACAUGUCGCUCUGCAUACUCCUGGCAAAGCUGUACGAGUUUGACCUGGGAUACGUUUUCAAAAAGGUGCAGAACAUGAAGGCGCAGUACGUGUUGCUGCACACGCACGCGAUGGAGCUGCCGAAGUCGGGAAGGUACGAGGAGGCGAGUCCGGGAGGAGGACCUGCGAGUGUGCUAGGCAGAGGAAGGGCGACCGAAGAGGAGGAGCUGAGCAUGGAGGUGGAGCAGCUGUGCAACGAGGAGACGCGAGCGGGCGUGGGCUCGGAGCCAGACAGAGAGGCAAACCUGCUGGAACUGCUGGACGGCGACGUCGACGAGCUCAUCAUUAACGUGAGCAUCGGGAUCGUACUCAAGAGCCUGGACAUGCACCAGGUGGAGCAGAUGAUAAGAAGAAGCUCGCAGUACUACCUGGACAAGACGCCGAUCAUCUCAGUGCUGCUGCACUCCCUGCUUAACAGCUACACGAGCUGGGACAAGAUACUGAUCUACGCAGCAAACUUCCUGCACUUCCAGAAGUUCGACAACUUCGACGAACACGACUACCUCGACUACGCGACCCAGAGCUUCACGGAGAGCUACUGCAACAACUACUACUACGAGGACGACUACAAGUACCUGGACGGGAACGUGCUCGUCGAGUUCAACAACUUCGAGUUCAAGAGGCCGCACUCGAAGUGCCCGGUCCUGAGAACGCUCUCCUCAAUCAUACCCGCAAGGUACAGCUCGAAGCAGAUCAAGUACUCGUACCACAGCAGCAGCAUGGUGAGCAUGUCGAGCGGGCACACGAGCCAGUACGCCGGGCAGACGCUGGAGGACGCGGAGGCCGAGUACCUGAGCAAGGACACGGGGUACAUGGCGAGCGACAGCGACCUGAUCGUCAACGUUAACACGCUGAGCGUCGUCGAGAGCCUGCUCAAGAUCAAGUCGAACCUGAACAUGGAGCUGACGCUGACGUACUACAAGAUCAACUCGAACAUUUCGGUCAGGAACUACGACCUGGACAUCGAGAGCGUGUACACGAGGCUGGUCAACACGUUCAUAGGCUUCCUCGACUCGGACCUGCAGGUGGAAAACCUGAACAUCCCGUCGCUGCUGCUCAACCUGAUCCACAAGCUCUCGCUGCUGACGAUCUACAGCAGUAACCUGAACAACCCGGACGAAGUCACGCCGACGACCUUCGAGAACCGAGACGACCUGGAGGCGAAGGUGGAGUCCUCGAACAGGCUGGACGUGGGCCUCUACGACAGCGACCUGAAGCUGGUGAACGACGAAAUCGUCUGCGUCUGCUUCGUGGUCGCGCUGAGCUGCAUCUUCGUGCUCAUGAUGUACAAGGUGGACAUCCUGCCGCAGGUCUACAACGGGCUCUACACGCAGCUGACGCUGCUGAACCAGAUGAAGGGCAACGGCGAGUGGCUGGCGCAGUUUUUGGAGUCUGCGAUAAAAACGGUAGAGCCAUCGCUCUUCACGAACAACGUGUACAACAUCGACAAGCUGAACAUAGUGAUCGAGAGGACGAUGGAAGGCCCGAGGCACGGCGAGGGCAGUUACACGGGAAGCGGCGGCGGCGAGGAGCUCGACGAGUAA